Messenger RNA from Haliotis rufescens (red abalone), 7945 nucleotides. RefSeq lists its product as uncharacterized. The record is from RefSeq and is a predicted model, not a curated record. The coding region runs from base 234 to 7241 and encodes 2335 amino acids. Gene Ontology annotation, molecular function: protein binding. Gene Ontology annotation, cellular component: nucleus; cytoplasm. Lineage: Eukaryota; Metazoa; Mollusca; Gastropoda; Lepetellida; Haliotidae. The transcript has 4 exons.
CUUCGACCAUACUGAAAGGUAACAUUGUCGUGACUCCUUAUCCAGGUGAGCUGCAGCGCUGUGGCGGAAAAUGUAGGACUGUCCUGCAGACAGACGUUGUACACAUUAGGCGGUUUUGUUGUAGGAUGAUGAUGACGAAUGUGGUGCCAACUUAGAUUGAAGACCCUCAUGAAAGACAGGAAGUAGUGAAGAAUCUUCAAAGAUAGAGAUUAGAGUGGCUGAAGUUGUUGAAUAUGGCCGAGAUGGAGAAAGGUCAAAGUGACACAGACAGUGAAGAAUGUACACCAGCAAAUUGCAGGAGGAAAAGCAUUGAUGAGGACAACCCGCCUGGAACCACUGAUGGAUCAGGCAGUACUGUGGAGGAUGCAGGAAAUAAAGAUGUUGAUGAAGAGAGUGCUGACGAAUGUUUGUUUGGUGACAUGACAGAUGAAGAAGAGGGAGAUGAAAUCGAAGAUAUGUAUCAACUUGGAGCAUGUGCUACAAAGGUCAAAUUCCAGACGGUUCAACAACAGUCGUACCAACUUGUAGGUAAAGACACCACGGCACUAGCACAACACAUUGUGGGAUAUUGUCAGCAACCACAGGGAGAGGUAAUGUCAGCACUACAGCAGGGGACACAACUCCAGCCAGCUUCAGCUGCUGAUGUUGAUCAGACAACAAGUCAGACACAGAUGUCAACAACUACGUCUUGUGUAGUCCCCGAAACAACGAUUGCACAAGUCCCGAGAACAGCAGCACUGACACCAGCAUCCACAUCCUCCCUUCCCAGAAUACCAGGAUCUAUUGUAUCAGAGAUACAGUCAUCAGGGCUACCUGGGGUACCAGUGCCUGUGGAUUCUCCCGCAGUUGUCCAGUACAACAAUUUCUACGUACGGCAGAGUUUUGAGGAUGUGACAGUCAGGGGCGCCAGGAAUCUGAACUUUGGCGGAACCCAGAACAUUAGAGGAACACAGGACGAUGGUGCACCUCGAACCAACCAGGAAGAGGAGAAACCACUGACUGCAGCACAGAAGAUCAGGAAAAGAACGGAAUCCAGGAUACAGUCGUGGACUAAAGACAUGGUGGAGACAGAAGGCCUGCAGAAAGUGACAGACAAACUAGACAGAGGAGCAACAUGGGUGACAAUUAAAGGAAGACCAGGAGAGGGGAAGUCUACAAUAGCCUACAUGGCUCUCAAAGAUCAGCACACUCAGGGGAGACAAGUGUAUCAGGUGGUGUCGCCGGAGGAGUUCAAUGAGGUCAUAACGGCCAGCACUAACCCUGUCAUUAUGUUAGAUGACAUAUUCGGUGAUUUGGAAUUUGAUGUAGCAGAAUGGGCCAAGUGGAGACCAAGUCUACAACCUGUUGUGGAUGUGAAAGAUCCUGAUAAAUAUACAGAAAAAGAUUCCAUAGACAAGUCCACUAAUAUCAAUAAUGGUUUAAAGAGAACAAAAGAUGAGCAAACAGAGCUGAAAAGAACGGCGCCUAACAAAGACCAAACUAUCAUAAUCCUCGUAGGCCGUGACUAUGUGCUGAAAUCCUCACUGGCAGACUUGGGAAAGAUGGCAGAUUACAUAUCUAGUCCCCUGUAUGUUGUGGAAGUUUCUUCUCAGAGAGACUCUUAUGAACGAAGGAAGAUUUGGCAUGUUCAUGUCAAAACAAAGACAAAGAUGGACUUUGAUGAGUCAACUGUGUCUCAGAUAUGUCAGGCUGACUGUCCACACGGCUUUCCCCAUGUAUGUAAACUGUUUGUCACGACAUAUGGAAAGGAUCAGACUCAACUUUCAGCAGAGACUGUUUUAGAUUUUUUUAAAAUGCCUCUUGUGUUCCUCAAAAAGACUUUGGAUAAAUUUCUUAACGAUAAGAUAAAGCGUUCACUGUUCAUGGCUAUGAUUAAAAGAGAUGGGAAGAUUAGUGGACAGGAGUUGGAGGAGGAUGAUAAUCUUGCGUAUGAAAGCAUAACAGCUGCUGAUGAUUUGGUUGGAUCUUAUCUCAAGAAGGAAGAUGACACAUACAUGUUUGACCAUCCCUCUAUAUAUGACUGUGUUGCUUUAAUACUCAGUACAAAACAAUCAAAGUUUGUCAUCGAAAAUUGUAGUUUGUCAUUCAUCCAUCAGCGACUUCGUCUUAAACCAUCCACAAGACAAAGGGAAAAUGUUCCUAGUGAGACAGGUCUUGUUGCAAAUAUCUCAUGGACCUUUGCUCGAGAUUUAGCUAGAAGAUUUGCAACUGAAAUUGAGAGAAGCAAUUUGUUGCAUGUCUUAUCGCACGAGGCAUGUUGUAAUUCAGAGUUUAUUGACUUGCUCAUGGACUGUCUGAAGACAAACUGUCACAUGUCUGUUCCUGAUCUUCUGAAACUAGCUGAUAAUUCUUCAAGACAAUACGUUUUAACCGGCAAGUCACAUUCAUUUUUGAAAUUGCUUUCAAGCAACAAGUCACAUCAUCUGAUCAAAUUUAUUAUGGAGAAAGAAAACAUAUCAUUCAGCCAAAGUGAAAUGCGUGACAUUUUACUUGGGGUGUGCAAGAAUGCUGCUUGUAGUGUAUUGACCUACAUCAGUGAACACAUGAAGCUUGACAUGGAUGCUAGAUAUGGUCGGCAUAAUGUAACUCCGAUCAUGUUAGCAGCAGAAACCAAAAACAGUGAGUUUGUCGAUCAGAUUCUGGCCCUUGCCCCUGACCUGAAUGCAAGCGAUUGUGAAGGACAGACUGUCUUUCAUUACCUUUGCAAGUAUGGCCUUACAUCAGCCGUGGAACAAGCGAUUAACACGGGUGUGGAUGUCAAUGUGCAUCGUGUAAAUGGUGACCCUUUGUACCUUGCCAUACAAAAUGGUCACUUAGGGGUGGUGAGACUGCUGGUGAAAACAGGAUUUGAUCUGGAUAACCAGAAAGGUCUUAGAUUUGCUUCCAUGAGCCAGAACAAGGACAUGGUAGACUUUCUUUUAGACAGAGGAGCACAGGUUGAUGGUGAUGCUGUAAACAGUGCUUGUGAGGUGGGGAACUUGACUAUGGUCAAAAUGUUAUUUGAGAAGGGUGCUACUGUUAACAUGAUGUCAUCUAAUGGAGACACUCCACUUCACAGCUCAUGUAGACAACACUCAGAUGUUAUGUCAUUUCUGCUGGCCAAAGGAGCAAGUGUGAAUCAACUUUCAUCUGAUACAGGUGACUCACCACUUCAUACAGCAGCACAUCAGGGAUAUACAGUGUAUGUCAAUGUGUUACUGAAGGCAGGAUCUCAUGUGAAUGUACAGAAUAAUACAGGUGACACACCACUUCAUAGUAGUGCAGCAGCAUUCUUUGGAUCUGCAGCGUGUUUUGGAGUGUUACUGAAGGCUGGGGCUAAUGUGAAUGUACAGAAUAAUACAGGUGACACACCACUUCAUUCAGCAGCAGCAGCAGCAGCAGAAAAAUGGUUUGUGUCUACAGAGUAUAUUGAAGUGUUACUGAAGGCUGGGGCUAAUGUGAAUGUACAGAAUAAGACAGGUGACACACCACUUCAUUCAGCAGCAGCAGCAGAUUGCGCGUUUAAACCUACAGAGUGUAUUAAAUUGUUACUGAAGGCUGGGGCUGAUGUGAAUGUACAGAAUAAUACAGGUGACACACCACUUCAUUCAGCAGCAGCAGCAGAAAACGCGUUUGAACCUACAGAGUUUAUUAAAGUGUUACUGAAGGCUGGGGCUGAUGUGAAUGUACAGAAUAAUACAGGUGACACACCACUUCAUACAACAGCAGCAGUGAGGGGAUUUACAGAUCGUAUUGAAGUGUUACUGAAGGCUGGGGCUGAUGUGAAUGUACAGAAUAAAACAGGUGACACGCCACUUCAUACAGCAGCAGCAGCAGAAAAAACGUUUAAACCUACAGAGUAUAUUAAAGUGUUACUGAAGGCUGGGGCUGAUGUGAAUGUACAGAAUAAUACAGGUGACACGCCACUUCAUAGAGCAGCAGUGAGGGGAUCUACAGAGUGGAUGAAAGUGUUACUGAAGGCUGGGGCUGAUUUGAAUAUACAGAAUAAUACAGGUGACACACCACUUCAUACAGCAGCAGUGAGGGGAUCUACAGAGUGGAUUAAAGUGUUACUGAAGGCUGGGGCUGAUGUGAAUGUACAGAAUAAUACAGGUGACACACCACUUCAUACAGCAGCGUUGUUUGGAUCUAAAGAGUGUAUUGAAGUGUUACUGAAGGCUGGGGCUGAUGUGAAUGUACAGAAUAAUACAGGUGACACACCACUUCAUACAGCAGCAGUGAGGGGAAUUACAGAGUGUACUGAAGUGUUACUGAAGGCUGGGGCUGAUGUGAAUGUACAGAAUAAGACAGGUGACACACCACUUCAUAGUAGUGCAGGAGCAUUGUUUGGUUCUGAAGAGUGCGUUGAAGAGUUACUGAAGGCUGGGGCUGAUGUGAAUGUACAGAAUAAUACAGGUGACACACCACUUCAUUCAGCAGCAGCAGCAGACAAAUUGUUUGUAUCUACAGAGUGUGUUGAAGUGUUACUGAAGGCUGGGGCUGAUGUGAAUGUACAGAAUAAUACAGGUGACACACCACUUCAUACAGCAGCAGCAGCAGCAGCAGCAGGAAAGUUGUUUGUGUCUACAGAGCGUAUUGAAGUGUUACUGAAGGCUGGGGCUGAUGUGAAUGUACAUAAUAAUACAGGUGACACACCACUUCAUACAGCAGCAGCAGCAGCAGCAGCAGCAGAAAAAACGUUUAAACCUACAGAGUGUAUUAAAGUGUUACUGAAGGCUGGGGCUGAUGUGAAUGUACAGAAUAAUACAGGUGACACACCACUUCAUACAGCAGCAGUGAGGGGAUCUACAGAGUGUAUUCAAGUGCUACUGAAGGCAGGAGCUGAUGUGAAUGUACAGAAUAAGACAGGUGACACAACACUUCAUAGUAGUGCAGAAGCAUUGUUUGGAUCUGCAGAGUGUGUUGAAGUGUUACUGAAGGCUGGGGCUGAUGUGAAUGAACAGAAUAAUACAGGUGACACACCACUUCAUAAAGCAGCAGUGAGGGGAACUACAGGGUUUAUUAAAGUGUUACUGAAGGCUGGGGCUGAUGUGAAUGUACAGAAUAAGACAGGUGACACACCACUUCAUAGUAGUGCAGCAGCAUCGUUUGGAUCUGCAGAGUGUAUUAACGUGUUUCUGAAGGCAGGAGCUGAUGUGAAUGUACAGAAUAAGACAGGUGACACACCACUUCAUAGUAGUGCAGCAGUGAGGGGAUCUGCAGAGUGUGUUGAAGUGUUACUGAAGGCUGGGGCUGAUGUGAAUGUACAGAAUAAGACAGGUGACACACCGCUUUAUAGUAGUGCAGCAGCAUCGUUUGGAUCUGCAGAGUGUAUUAAAGUGUUUCUGAAGGCAGGAGCUGAUGUGAAUGUACAGAAUAAUACCGGUGACACACCACUUCAUAGUAGUGCAGCAGUGAGGGGAUCUGCAGAGUGUGUUGAAGUGUUACUGAAGGCUGGGGCUGAUGUGAAUGUACAGAAUAAUACAGGUGAUACACCACUUCAUAGUAGCGCAGCAGCAUUGUUUGGAUCUGCAGAGUGUGUUGAAGUGUUACUGAAGGCUGGGGCUGAUGUGAAUGUACAAAAUAAUAAAGGUGACACACCACUUCAUAGUAGUGCAGGAGCAUUGUUUGGAUCUUCGGAUUGUGUUGAAGUGCUACUGAAGGCUGGGUCUGAUGUGAAUGUACAGAAUAAUACAGGUGACACACCACUUCAUAGUAGUGCAGCAGCAUCGUUUGGAUCUGCAGAGUGUGUUGAAGUGUUACUGAAGGCUGGGGCUGAUGUGAAUGUACAGAAUAAUACAGGUGACACACCACUUCAUUCAGCAGCCGCAGCAGAAAAAUUGUUUGUGUCUACAGAGCGUAUUGAAGUGUUACUGAAGGCUGGGGCUGAUGUGAAUGUACAGAAUAAUACAGGUGACACACCACUUCAUAGUAGUGCAGCAGCAUCGUUUGGAUCUGCAGAGAGCAUUGAAGUGUUACUGAAGGCUGGGGCUGAUGUGAAUGUACAGAAUAAUACAGGUGACACACCACUUCAUACAGCAGCCGCAGCAGUAAAAGCGUUUAAACCUACAGAGUGUAUUAAAGUGUUACUGAAGGCUGGGGCUGAUGUGAAUGUACAGAAUAAGACAGGUGACACACCACUUCAUAGUAGUGCAGCAGCAUCGUUUGGUUCUGCAGAGUGCAUUGAAGUGUUACUGAAGGCUGGGGCUGAUGUGAAUGUACAGAAUAAUACAGGUGACACACCACUUCAUACAGCAGCAGCAGCAGCAGUAAAAGCGUUUAAACCUACAGAGUGUAUUAAAGUGUUACUGAAGGCUGGGGCUGAUGUGAAUGUACAGAAUAAGACAGGUGACACACCACUUCAUACAGCAGCAGCGAGGGGAUCUACAGAGUCUAUUAAAGUGUUACUGAAGGCUGGGGCUGAUGUGAAUGUACAGAAUAAUACAGGUGACACACCACUUCAUAGUAGUGCAGCAGCAUUGUUUGGAUCUGCAGAGUGUGUUGAAGUGUUACUGAAGGCUGGGGCUGAUGUGAAUGUACAGAAUAAUACAGGUGACACACCACUUCAUACAGCAGCAGUGAGGGGAUCUACAGAGUGUAUUAAAGUGUUACUGAAGGCUGGGGCUGAUGUGAAUGUACAGAAUAAGACAGGUGACACACCACUUCAUACAGCAGCAGCGAGGGGAUCUACAGAGUGUAUUAAAGUGUUACUGAAGGCUGGAGCUGAUGUGAAUGUACAGAAUAAUACAGGUGACACGCCACUUCAUAGAGCAGCAGUGAGGGGAUAUACAGUGUGUGUCGAUGUGUUACUGAAGGCUGGGGCUGAUGUGAAUGUACAGAAUAAUACAGGUGACACAUCACUUCAUAGUAGAGCAGCAGCAUUGUUUGGAUCUACAGAGUGUUUUGAAGUGUUACUGAAGGCUGGGGCUGAUGUGAAUGUACAGAAUAAUACAGGUGACACACCACUUCAUACAGCAGCAGCAGCAGCAAAAUGGUUUAAACCUACAGAGUGUAUUGAAGUGUUACUGAAGGCUGGGGCUGAUGUGAAUGUACAGAAUAAUACAGGUGACACACCACUUCAUACAGCAGCAGUGAGGGGAUUUACAGAGUGUAUUAAAGUGUUACUGAAGGUUGGGGCUGAUGUGAAUGUACAGAAUAAGACAGGUGACACAGCACUGCAUACAGCUUCAUGUGUAGGAUCUACAGAUUGUAUUGAAGUAUUACUGAAGGCUGAAGCUGACGUGUUACACACCACUUCGUAAAACAGCAUAGCAGGGAUGUGCAGAGUGUGUUGGGUGAAGAUCUUAUUCCAUGUCAUAGUUACCCAUGCAUUACACACUGGUAAAUACGUCUCAGAUUUCAUCAGUAUAUAUAUAGUUAUGGGCGUGGCAAAGUAGCCUGGUCGGUAAGGUUUCUGCUCCUGUGGACUGGGUUUGACUUCCUGGAAAGUUUACCCACAUAAUUAGAGUUGAAGCAUUGACAAAUCGUACCCACUCACUCUCUUACUCCACAUCCUGUACCUGUCAAAUAGUCAUUUUGUUUUGGCUAUGUUUACAUCAUUCUGUGGUUUGUAAAUCGCUCUCUCUCCCCCUAGCCGAUAACCACCUACCCACGAACCCUCAAAUUUCUAUUUAUGCAAGUACUUGAUCACCUUACGUUCGUUGAGUUUGUCCAUUUUCCAAAAGUCACAGAUUGGUCCUUAUUUUACCGAGUUGUCAAAGGGAAAGAACUUCCCUAGCUGACUCAAGUUUUUGUGGACAUACACCAACGACAUCAUGUCUACGACAAAGGAUUUCUCUGCUUCUAAGUUCCGACUGUGAGGCUAAGAACUUGUCAAUUAACCCCUGUAGGACUGAAAAAAAAAUACAUUGACUCACCGGUGUAAUGUACAGAAUAUAGUGUGAAUGUAGUGCAGUUGCAACCUUCAACAUGUUCGUCUAGCUUCUAUAGACUCCCUGGUGUAAUG